AUGUUUAAACCAAAAAAUUAGAGAGAUCAAUAAUAACAGCCAUUUUAUUUGAGUUGGUUUACAAAUUAGGGUGAAAACCUGAAACGUGGAGGUACAGCACCAAACCAAUCUCGAAAGGAUAAAAUGCCUUUUAAGAGUCCAUAUUAACAACCUUUGAUUGCUGUUGCACAUAAUGUUCCAAACCCAUACUUAAAGACUAUAUCACAGCCAAAAAGUUAUCAAAAUAAUAUCUAGCAGAUUUCGAAGAUUUAUGCAGGUCAAUUUUAAGGCACAGUAAAAAGAAGAAGUCUUGAAAAAAGAUAUGAUGAAGGUCCAAAGAGUGGCAGAGGAUCAUUCAAACCAUCCAGGACAUUCACUUAACAAAUUUCAAGGCCCUUUCGCUUUUCAGAGUAGCAACAGAGUAGACCAUAGACUCAAUAAAUGAAUACUUUAGAACCAAGGUUAAAUUGUGAGAAUUUGGUAGUGGACAAUAACGAUGACGAGCAGCUGACUCCUCGAGAAUAGGAGGAAAUUGAAAUAGUUGAUAUCGAUAAUAAUGAUGAUUAUUCAAAUUAAUCAGAUGAAGCUGAAAGCGAUGAACAUUAAAACUUUUAAUUGCAUACUUAACAAUAGGAAGAAUAAGAAAUUCAAAAAAACGCAUCUUUUGUACACAAAUAAUCUGAAGAACCAAUUGCAAGUAUGAGAAAAGCAACCGCUAGUCUUAACAGGCCUUAAACAUCUGAAGGUGUAAGAAGGAAAAGGUUCAUGAAUUCAGAUAAAAAUGAGUCUAAACAUGCCUUUGAAACAAGGCAAUCAGACUUCGGACUCUUAGAUUACGAACCUAAUGUUAUCUAAGAAGAUGAUUCAGAAAAUCAAGAAGUUAUGCCAAUAAUAUUGAAUUAACUGAAUUCUCCUAAAGAAUUGCUCUCAAUACGUUCUGGAUAGAGGAGAAAGUAAACAGAAUAGAAUUAGAUGGAAAAUUUUGAUAAAAAUGAAAGACCCCCUUCCAGACAUAAAACACCUCCAAAGGCAACCGGAUUAGAAUUGCCUAUUUAAUCAGGCAAUUAGAAUGCUAAUAGGGAUGGCAUUGAAAUCCCUAUUAAGAAUAUGUAUGCUCAAAUCGAUGAAUUAGGCAAUGCAAAUAAUAUGGGUAUUAUAAAAAAUAAUGAUGAAUUUGAUGAUUUUGAUCUGGGAUUCAUCAAGAUGAAUAACAAGGUCAAUGUCAACAAAUUUCAGCAAAGGGAUGGAUAUCAAACCGAUGAUGGAAAAAAAUAAGUUUCUGAAUAAAAACACCCCUAGUCUGCUAAUUUAAAGUAUAAUGGAUUGGGAUUCCAAAAUGUGUCAUACUCUCCUCUUAAUAAUUAAAUUACUUCUGCUCAUGGUUUCAGAGCAAAUGAAGAAUAAAUAGUUAUCAAAUAUAAUGCUAGCUCAGCUUUAAAUAAGAACUAUGGCAACUAAACAGUUAAGGUGCCAUUUCAAACUUCGUUGGGUUAAGACUUUCUAAGAUUAUUUGCUAAUGAUUGAAUUAUCUAAUAUUUUUAUUAUAAAUAUACAGUUAUUAUACUUUAAA
Molecule: messenger RNA, 1549 nt
Organism: Paramecium tetraurelia
Lineage: Eukaryota; Ciliophora; Oligohymenophorea; Peniculida; Parameciidae
Exons: 6
Source: RefSeq, a predicted model, not a curated record